Molecule: messenger RNA, 943 nt
Organism: Pseudo-nitzschia multistriata
Lineage: Eukaryota; Bacillariophyta; Bacillariophyceae; Bacillariales; Bacillariaceae
Source: the annotation of a GenBank genome assembly
AUUCCUCUCGAUCAUCAUAUUUUUGCUACUGGUGCUUCCUAUUUUCUCAGUGUGGAACAAAACGAUUUCCCAACAAAUAAAUUCACAAAAUGGUUUCUUCAAGAGCAUUUCUUUUUCUGUCAAUGAUCAUGGUUGGGGAAGCCUUUUUGGCCCCUACUGCUACGACGACAUCGAGAACAUCGUCAAGGAGUAUGGUUGACCCAAUGAGCACAAUCACAACCGCUGAAAUAUCGGAAGAGUUCGGAAAAAGUGUCAUCAUUGCCUUGGUUCUGGGCGGCGGCUUGAUCCCCGCAACCCUUUCAGCAAAUUCUGCCAUGUUCUCCGCCCUAUCGGGACGAAAGGGGUACAUCCCGGAGGGCAAAGAACCCCCCGCGGACCUAGAAACAUUCGAGAACUAUGAUCCAAACAACACAUUCGAUCCAACCAUGGGARACGCAAACAACAUCAAGUACCGAGAAUAUGUCUUAGAUUCUGGUGCUACCGGGCCUGAGUUGCCAAGCAGUCAGCUCUUGUUCGCCAGCGACAAAAUUCCGGUCGCCGACAUCGUCGCUGUUUUGGGACGGAUCGAAGCCACAGAGAGCAUCGUCGACUGGAGAAAUCUUCCCUCCGCCACACGGGGGACUGUAACUCCCGGUGCGGAGCCUCCUAUGUGGCUGCCCCGAAAGGCAUUCAAGGUGCUGAUUAGAAAAAGCAAAUUUCUUGGCUGGCCAACUGAUCCCAAGACCGGCUUGCCGGUUGGAGGAGAAGAGUUGAAGCAGUCGGAGGAAAAGCGCAUCUCAAAGAAAGAUGCCAUCAUCGGAGAUGCAGCACUCGAUGCUGUUUUUGAUUCGUGGACAGGGUAAGUAAUACUCAAACUACUGGUCCAGUUGAGCCUGCUCCGGCCAUGGAAUUUUAUUUUUCAUUAAGGAAUGGCUAUGACUCGAAUUAAAUGCAGGUUUUAAUG